Molecule: messenger RNA, 1080 nt
Organism: Phytophthora infestans T30-4
Lineage: Eukaryota; Oomycota; Peronosporomycetes; Peronosporales; Peronosporaceae
Exons: 4
Coding region: 1-1080 (359 amino acids)
Source: RefSeq, a predicted model, not a curated record
AUGCGCCAGCUAGUUGUACAAGAAGAAAUGCUUCAAACUACGCAGAAACGAAUCGAAACGAACUAUCGCUUAAUAAGAAGCAGAAUUCAAUCGAAACAGGACCAACGAAUUAAAGAGAUGCAACAACAAACAGACACGCAACUUCGUGACUUCGGCAAUCGCUUCAAAAGUACCCAGGCCGAGUUACCUCAACGCGUUGAGACUUUGGUAAAGUUGAGCUUGGAACGACGCAACGACUCGCUUCAAGACCAGCUUCAACAAAAGCUUUUGAAAGCGCAAGCCCAGCCCCUCCGUGAUAUAGAAUCUAAGAACCAGAACUCUUUCGCUGCUAUAAGUGCAAAACUGGACAGGGCAGCGGUGGAAACGGCCGGCUUACACACAAAACAGGAGCUGUUUGAAAGUAGAAUUGAACGAACCAUGCAACACACAAAAAAAGAAGUCAACGAGCACCUGACGUCAAUCAUUCUCCGCUUGGACAAGCGGCACGAUCUAUGGCAAACCACACCCAUCAUUGAAUCCUCUCAAGAUGUAUCAGUUGCUAGCGAGACCCAAGCACCGAUGUCAUUAGAGACGAGACAACUCGACAUUCCUGAUGCAGUAGUAAAUUCACCAAAACGAGGAGCAAGACCACUACCUGACACGCAACAUGGCACUCAAGUACUAUCGGGUGGCAUGAACCAGUCCCUAGACGUGGUGUGGAAUUACGAAUUCAAGCAAGCGCCGAUGCAAGGAGCAGAGCCGAUUGCGAGAUCGUUGCAGAGUCUUUUGUACGCGUCCGCGAGCGACGACGAACGCAACAUAGCCCUCAAGAAAUCGCCACUGAUGCAGCGUCUCGCUGACUUGUUCCGUGAGCAUUUGAAGAACGUGAAGACGUUCGCUCGAAGAGCUGCGGUGCGCGCUCUCGAAGCGCUUCUGAGGGUCCACGCAGGCGACACGGCUCACGCAUCAUCCAAGAAAGACCAAUUUGACAUCCAUACGCGCAGUACAGACUCGUCUUUUGUUGUCCGCGCGCAGUCUAUCAAGUCGUUGUCAGCAAUUCUACUCAAGUUCCCACGCGAUGAAGAUUCGCACAACCUGUGA